GUCGGCUCGUGCCUCUGCACACUGAGAGUACCUGCUGCUGCUAGUAGGUCACAGCUCCAAAGAGGAAACAGGCACGCUUUAGGUUUCUGUCUUUAGUUGUAGUAAUCUGCUGCACAGCCGGAAGGAGUUCAUAAUCACACUUGUAUCCGAAGUGUACCUGAGCACCUUUGGGUGCAACAACGACAGGGCUCCGCGCGGAGGAAUGCACUUUCACAACGAAACCUGCGUCCGAAAACACGCCAAAAAAGACAACAACGUUGUGUCAGCAUGGAGGGCUCAAAUGUUGCCCGUCUUUCGUCAAACUGCAGGUCGUCUGGGGGUGCAGUUUCACCCGGUGACAAUGCUCCUGUUUUUGGGAAAACUCUGUCCCAGGUGACCGUGAAAAGACAAGCCGUGAAGAGACACCACCACAAACACAACCUGAAGCACAGGUACGAGUUUAUGGAGACCCUCGGGAAAGGAACCUAUGGCAAAGUGAAGAAAGCCAAGGAAAGAUCCGGGAGACUGGUUGCCAUAAAGUCUAUCAGAAAGGAUAAGAUCAAGGAUGAGCAAGACCUGAUUCAUAUUCGCAGAGAAAUCGAGAUCAUGUCCUCACUCUGCCACCCGCACAUCAUCACCAUAUAUGAAGUAUUUGAGAACAAGGACAAAAUUGUGAUUGUGAUGGAGUACGCCAGCCAAGGAGACCUGUACGACUACAUCUGUGACAAGAGGAAUAUCUCCGAACGGGAGGCCAGGAACUUCUUCAGACAAAUUGUAUCGGCUGUGCACUACUGCCAUCAGAAUGGAAUAGUACACCGAGACCUGAAACUGGAGAAUAUUUUACUAGAUGGCAACGGCAAUGUGAAGAUCGCAGACUUUGGCCUGUCAAACCUCUACCAUGCUGAUGAGUUUCUUCAAACCUUUUGCGGCAGCCCUCUGUAUGCUUCCCCAGAGAUCGUCAAUGGACGGCCAUACCAUGGGCCAGAGGUGGACACUUGGUCUCUUGGAGUGCUGUUGUACACUAUGGUUCACGGCACCAUGCCAUUUGAUGGAAACAACCACAAGGCAUUGGUCCAGCAAAUAAGCACCGGAAACUAUCGUAAACCCAGCAACCCCUCUGAUGCAUGUGGGCUUAUCCGUUGGAUGCUGAUGGUAAAUCCCGAGCGCAGAGCCACAAUAGAAGAGAUUGCAGGACACUGGUGGCUCAACUGGGGCUACCAGCAGCCAUUACUGGCCGAGACAAAGAGCAGUCCAGUAGAGCAGACCCCUUUACCAGCCUCCCCAUCAAUAUCACACCCUGCUGGGCUGGCUAGUGUUGCUAGUUGGCUGCGCCGUACAUCCAGGCCUUUACUGGAGAACGGCUCCAAGAUGCGCUGCCUGCUCCGCUCGCAGGGCGGUGGAGGGGAUGUCGUCCGCCAGCGCUCUCUGCGGAGGUCACGAAAGGAAAACAAUGUCUCCCAGACCAUUCAUGAAGCAAGCACAGACAGUCGGCCCUAUAAGGGUAUUUUAAAGAGACGCAACAGUGUGAAACAGAAGGCAAUGAGUGAAACCCCUGCUGUAGUUUCAGUGGAGCCACAGAAUAUUAUGGGUUUAGCUGCACCAGCUAAAGCUCCUUCAGCCGCGCUGCAGCCUCGCAAAGGUAUCCUAAAGAAGCCCACAGAGCAAGAGUCCGGGUAUUACUCCUCCUCACCCGAGAGCAGUGACUCUGGCUGGGCACCACAAACUAAAGAGUGCCCUUCGGCACCGACCCAUAGGAAAGGCAUAUUGAAGCGCAAUGGAAAGUUCUCCUCAGGUGGGCUGCAGGAGUUUGGCUCUCUGGACCAGCUGGCAGCUUCUUUACCAUGUGCAGGCACCAGGUCGAGGCCGGGCGGGGCCGUCAGCGACGACAGCAUUCUGUCUUCUGAGUCCUUUGACCAGCUGGAUCUACCAGACCGUGCACAACCUCCAGCACAUAUGGACAAACCAUGCAAGACCAGCCUGAGAGGAUGUGUGUCUGCUGACAACCUGCUGGACAUCAAAGAAGACGGGAUCCUCGGAGGCGGGUCGCUGAGGCCCUGGAACUGCUACGAGUCUGGAGUGGCGGACAGUGCCUUUUCUAUCACAGACUGUGAUAAUGUUACAGAGGCUUACAAGCAGGCCAUGGUUACACGAGGCUCUGCAGCAAGCUGAAGAACACUGACGUUUUUCAUUCAGAAGUUUUAACUGACUGUAAACUACUGAAGACAGGAUUGCCAAAGUGCAUGAAGUGAAAUUACCAGCACACUGUAGUGAUUAUCAUUUUGGCUAACUUCAGGAAUUGCACAGUACCAAAAAGGCAGGAGGCUUCUUGUUAAACAUUGGAUUGUAUUUCACAUGGUGAUAGAUGAAUGCGUUUAUGAAUAGCUUGUAAUUUGAGUUAAACAGGCUAAAAAUAACCAGACUGCACAGUCAUUUACAAAAAUGAUGCUGCAGUUGAAAAUGUCCAUUUCAAAGAUCAACUAAAGAAGUUGCUGUUGGUGAAUCAGGAGCUCUUAUGUUCAACGUGAGAGAUUACUUUUCUAAGUGUAGUUAGGGCAAAAAGUCCCCCUGAAACCAAAACACUGGUCUUCAAAGUCGAAGAGUAACAGUUUGCUCAGUGACAAUAAACUAAAACUGACAUUUACGGACACAAUGGGACUGUUUGAAUAUUGCUUAAGCCACAAAGUUGGUAUCUUUUAUUGCCGACAGGAUUGUUUGAGAAAGUGUUUACGACUUAGCGGCUGAUCAUCUGUCAACCUUUUAUAUUUAUCUAGGAUGGCGGCAAUAACGCACAGGUUCAAGGUUGGGGUGGGAAUAUAACAGCUUUUACUGUGCUUUAGGAUGUUGGGGAAAUGACAUUUCAUGGAUACCAAAGAGUAAAUUUGCUAAUGUCAUUGGAUUUUAAUUUUUUUUUUUAUCUUUAUUUAAAGCACCAACAAAAAUGAGUGCCAAGAAGACGUUUGUUUGUAACGGCGACUUCAGUACUCGGAGCAAUUUUGAUUUAAUUUUAUUGUUGUUUUUUUUAAGUUUGGAUAAUGACUUGAAUAAUAAUCAUGACUCACAUCGAGCGUAACCAGUAGAACCGGCUUUUACUCCCGAGCACAAGGGCACAGGUGGCCUUUCACUCUGUGUGUGUGUGUGCAGGUGGCAGUUUCACAGGUGGGGCUCAUUCAGUCGCUUCAUAGUUUUGUUUUGUUUUUUUGAAGGUCGCAGGUUGAAAUUCAGAAAACGGUGACGUGUGUUUUUGAAAGUGAACCAUGAUCCCCAGCUAACUACUGUGUGCUGCGGAUAACCUUUCCACUGAAUUUUCAAUAUCAGUCAUGGAGCUUAGGUGUAUGCAUUUAAUUUAAAAUAUCUAGACACCUGAGGUGGUACAGUAUUUCACAAAACUGGAUUAGAAGUUCAACCAUUUAACUGUUAAAGCACUGUUUUAUCCUGGUGACUCGAAUGGUAAAACACAAUUAUAUACCAGGUUUAAAAGUAAAAUCAUGAAUUGGGCAUGCUGAUGAUCAUCAUUAAGUUUGACAUGAUAUCUGGUUCCUCCUGCUUUAUGAAAUGCCUCCUGGUAAUCAGAGAAAUGUACAUCAGUAGGUGAUUUCGUUUUGCUGCAUACUGGAGCAACUUAAUUGGAUUGGCAUUAAAUUAGAACAUAAACCCGGGCCUGGAAUCUUUCCACGCUCUAUCGGACCAUGGAAAACUGAUAACAUACAAUUUACUCAUCCGCUAUUAUUGAAGUAUUAAGUUCUUGCAUUUAACGUUGCAGCGAUGCUGUUGUUCAGAAACUGGAAUGGUAAAAAUGUUUUCUCAGUUAUUUAUGGUAAUUUUUUGUCACACUUUGAGCCUCAUCAUGAAUUUAAUGCCUAUACAAAAGUAAACUCGGAAUUUAAACUGGAAGUUCUUUUCAUUCAUUUCUAAUCUGUCACAGAUAAACGGUUGUUUAUUAACGAAGUGUGACACAGAGGAAGACGGGUCUAAAAUGGUAUCUUUCAUUUUUUUUGUGCAAUUGUAUAAAGUGCAUUUGAUCACUGUUUUUCUCUCCCCCUUGUCCCAGAAGUUGCAGGUAUGCUGGUUCUGUUAAUAAUAUUUUCUGUACCAGCAACAAAAAAAAAAACAUGUUUGCCAAAGUUACUGGGCUUAUCAUUUAUGAUUGUGUGAUCUGCCAUGCGGUUAUGACUGGGGUGAAGAAAUCAAUAAAAAAAAAAAACACGGAACUCAA
Messenger RNA from Cottoperca gobio, 4192 nucleotides. It is a transcript of the gene nuak2, whose product is annotated as NUAK family, SNF1-like kinase, 2. Lineage: Eukaryota; Metazoa; Chordata; Actinopteri; Perciformes; Bovichtidae. Gene Ontology annotation, molecular function: tau-protein kinase activity; ATP binding. Gene Ontology annotation, biological process: protein phosphorylation; microtubule cytoskeleton organization; intracellular signal transduction. Gene Ontology annotation, cellular component: cytoplasm. The record is from RefSeq and is a predicted model, not a curated record. The transcript has 6 exons. The coding region runs from base 268 to 2148 and encodes 626 amino acids.